Molecule: messenger RNA, 1335 nt
Organism: Caenorhabditis bovis
Lineage: Eukaryota; Metazoa; Nematoda; Chromadorea; Rhabditida; Rhabditidae
Source: the annotation of a GenBank genome assembly
AUGCAUGACGAUGGUGGAAUGAGUAUGCCGGACCUCGAAGCGCUCAUCGAUUCUCGAAUACCCGAGCACCGCAAUCAAUUAGAGACGAGUCACGCGAAUUUGGAGAAUGUUGCCGCUUAUUGCGAGGAAAAUUACCUCAAUCAUCGGGAUAAAGCGCAGGCGUUGUACGAGACGAAAAAUUAUGCGGUGCAAUCGUUGGCGAGCGUCGCUUAUCAGAUCAACACGAUGUCGCGAGAUUUGCUGGAUAUGCUCGAAUUGCAGACCGACAAGGUUUCAGCGUUGUCGACGCGAAUUAGUCUUGUCAAUCAGGUGGUCGACAUCCACAAGGAGAAGCUUGCUCGACGCGAAAUCGGAGCGCUCACAACCAACAAGUCACUAAUAAAACAGCCGAAAAUCAUUGCGCCGGCUAUCGUCGAGCCGAAACAAAGAUAUAUGCGAACGCCGAUCGAUUAUUCGGUGUUGGACGGCAUCGGACACGGCGUUCGAGCCGUCGAGCCGCCGAAAACGCAAAUUCGCGCGCCAUCGAGCAUCAGCGGCGCCUAUCAUAAUUCGCCUAGCGAUUACGGGACAUACAGCGAAAGAACAGCCACCUUGGGUCGAGCCCAUAUUCGACCGGGAUAUGCUUCAUCGGCGAUUCCGGCGUCCGAUUAUCGUGUGCCGCACGUCGGCGGCAGCAGCGGCAGCGGCGGUAGCAAUGUGAGUCGACAGAUCAGCCAUGGCGGCUCAUCGGAGUACGGCUCAAACUCCGAUUAUCAUCAUUUGUACUCGUCGGAGAAGUACGGUACGAUUCGCGCGUCGAGACCGACGACGCGAGGCGGCGUCGACGACUCGCCGACUCUACCGCUGCCGCCGCCCAAUUUGACGUCGCAACACUAUGGCGGCUACGUGCCGCCGGGUCAGAUUCUCCAACACGACAAAUAUGGAACGAUUCGGGGAACGAUGGUCAAUCCGCCGACGGCGUUGGACGCGAAAAAUGAAUUGCCACCACCUCCAAGUUCGUUGCUGUCUCAAUCGACGCAUGAGGACGCCGACGAUCUUCCGCCACCUCCGGAGUCUGUCAGCGGCUCGUCGGCCUAUGGGGUGUUCGGCAUCACGGCGAACACGUCGAGCUCGUCGGCCAAUUUGUUUGAUGUGCAUUCGGAUUGGGUGCCGGUUGGCGAGUUUAUCGAAAAAGCGGUUGUUCUGUAUGAUUAUGAAGCCGAAAAAGCGGAUGAAUUGACGUUGCGCGAAAACGCCAUCGUUUACGUGGUCCGCAAGAAUGAUGAUGGAUGGUACGAGGGAGUAUUGGACGGUGUGACCGGAUUAUUCCCUGGAAAUUAUGUGCAAGCGAUAUAA